This is a messenger RNA of Akanthomyces muscarius, 1140 nucleotides long. RefSeq lists its product as uncharacterized. The coding region runs from base 1 to 1140 and encodes 379 amino acids. Gene Ontology annotation, molecular function: nitronate monooxygenase activity. Lineage: Eukaryota; Fungi; Ascomycota; Sordariomycetes; Hypocreales; Cordycipitaceae. The transcript is spliced from 3 exons. The record is from RefSeq and is a predicted model, not a curated record.
AUGGCCUCUCCUCAGCAGAUCCGCACUCCCAUCACCGAUCUUUUCAAGAUCAAGCACCCCAUCCUGCUUGCCGGCAUGAACGUCGCUGCCGGUCCCAAGCUGGCUGCCGCCGUCACCAACGCCGGUGGUAUGGGUGUCAUUGGCGGUGUCGGCUACACCCCCGAGAUGCUCAAGGAGCAAAUCGCCGAGCUCAAGGAGUACCUCGACGACAAGAACGCUCCUUUCGGUGUCGACCUGCUCCUCCCCCAGGUCGGCGGCAGCGCCCGUAAGACCAACCACGACUACACCAAGGGCAAGCUCGACGAGCUCGUCGACAUCAUCAUCGAGUCCGGUGCCAAGCUCUUCGUCUCCGCCGUCGGUGUCCCCCCCAAGCACGUCGUCGACCGCCUGCACAAGGCCGGCAUCCUCUACAUGAACAUGGUCGGCCACGUCAAGCACGCCAAGAAGUGCGUUGACAUUGGCGUCGACAUCAUCUGCGCCCAGGGCGGCGAGGGCGGUGGCCACACCGGCGACACCCCCACCACCGUCCUCAUCCCUGCCGUCGUCGAGGCCGUCAAGAACGCCAAGUCGCCCCUCACCGGCGGCCCCGUCCAGGUCAUCGCCGCCGGCGGCAUCCACAACGGCCAGCUGCUCGCCGCCUCGCUCAUGAUGGGCGCCUCGGGCGUCUGGGUCGGCACGCGCUUCAUCCUCACCGACGAGGCCGGCGCCCCCCGCGUCCACAAGGAGGCCGUCAAGAACGCCGGCCACGACGACAACAUCCGCACCAUCAUCUUCACCGGCCGCCCCAUGCGCGUCCACAACAACCCCUACAUCAACAACUGGGAGACGGAGCGCCAGCAGGAAAUGAAGGAGCUCGCCGCCAAGGGCACCAUCCCCUACGAGGCCGACCUCGACAAGUUCAUGGACGUCAUCGACUCGGGCGACCAGAAGAAGAUGGGCGAGGCCGCCAAGAAGAUUGGCAUCGAGGCCCUCUCCCUCGACGAGGACGACGACCCCAUCGACGCCUUCCGCCCCCUGCUCAUGGGCAAGUGCGCCGCUGUUGUCAACGAGCAAAAGUCGGCCCGUGCCGUCAUCGACGAGUUUGUCAACGACGCCGUCUCCUGGAUGCAGCGCGGCAACAAGAUGAUUGCCAAGCUGUAA